GGAGGGAGAGACAGCUCGUCUCGUUUUUCUUCUUCCCGGCUUUCAUUCACUACCUGUUCUGUGGGAUUACCAGGACUUAAAUUUCAAUCAGCUUGCAGCCCCGAUACAUGAGCGACAGAGGUGGCAGACAGAGCGCCGCAGCUGUCCAGACUGAGCCAGGGAACGACCGGCUGGCGGGAAGAGAGAGAGAGAGGGGGGGGGGGGAGCGAGACAGCGCCAGUGAGGGGUUUGAGGUGGGGGGCCGAGAGAGAGCGAUGGGUGUUGUUCCGCCGCCGAGCCCGAGAUAGCGAGCGUGUCAUCGAGAUGAAGAUGUGACGGGCUUCUGUAGUCGUCGGUGGAAUGAUCCGGAAAACGAGGUCUGUGGAUAGCCUGGCUUUCUACCAUGCCUGCCCCCCCAACCCUACACCCCAGCAGACACAGACACCUUCCUCACACAAAUGGCCGCCCUGACCUAAAGACCAAACAUUCUACCUUCCCCGCCCUCCUCCCGGACUCCAUCUUCUCGCUUCCUCAUACCCCGCACCUCAGCUCAUCGGGAGCUUCCAGAAGAACCCUCGCAAACGGCACCACGUUCCUGGCUUGUCACUGGCUGGCCCUGGUCACAUGCUGCCUGCUGCCUUCCCUGAUCGGCGCGGGGGAGACAUGGGGCGUGGUGUCAGCCUGCCCCUUCCACUGCGUGUGCCGGAACCUUUCCGAAUCUCUCAGCACGCUCUGCGCCGACAAAGGGCUCCUGUUUGUACCGCCGCACGUUGACCGGCGCACGGUGGAGCUACGGCUGGCGGACAACUUCAUCACACAGGUGGGAGCGAACGACUUUGUCAACAUGAGUGGAUUGGUCGACUUGACUCUGUCGAGAAACACCAUCCACGUGAUCCGACCCAUGGCCUUUGCCGACCUAGAGAGCCUGCGAUCUUUGCAUCUCGACGGUAACCGACUGACAACAGUCGGCCCCAGGGACUUCACAGGGCUGGUGAAUCUACAACAUUUAAUCAUCAACAACAAUCAGCUGGUCAAAGUGUCAUCGCAGGCGUUUGAUGACUUCUUGCUCAGCUUAGAGGACCUUGACAUGUCCUACAACAAUCUCAGAAGGGUACCCUGGGAGGCCAUUCAGAACAUGGCGAGUCUGCACACUCUGAACCUGGACCACAACCUCAUAGACCACAUAGCGGAGGGAGUGUUUGGAGAGCUCUAUAAGCUGGCCAGGCUGGAUAUGACCUCCAACCGGUUAAGGACCCUGCCGCCUGAUCCUCUCUUUGCAAGGUCUCAGACGGGAGCAAUAAGCCCCACACCCUACAAUGCGGUUAUAAGUCUGAAUUUCGGGGGAAACCCACUGCACUGCAACUGUGAACUGCUGUGGCUCAGGCGGCUUAUUCGAGGAGACGACAUGGAGACCUGCGCCACACCCGCGCACCUGGCUGCAAGGUACUUCUGGUCAAUUCCAGAGGAGGAGUUUACAUGCGAGCCCCCUCUCAUUACCCGCCACACUCACAAGCUGUGGGUUCUAGAAGGCCAGAGGGCUACCCUCAAGUGCCGUGCCAUCGGAGACCCGGAACCCGUGGUGCACUGGGUGUCACCUGACGAUCGGAUCGUCGCCAACUCAUCCCGGACCAGCUCCUUCAACAACGGCACGCUGGAUAUCUUAGUGACGGUGGCGCGGGACGACGGGGCGUACACUUGCAUCGCAAUCAACGCGGCCGGCGAAGCGACCGCCACUGUAGACCUGAAAAUAAUCCCGCUCCCGCACCGAGGCGGGACAGGCGGUAAUAACAAUGGGAACAACAAGAACAGGAACGUGACCAAUGGGAUUUUACGGACUGAUCCGGGAUCCUCGGAUAUUAGCACGGGGAUAAACGGUGUGGGACGCGGCACUGACGCGGAGGAUGGUAAAAAGGACGAGGAAAAGGACGGCAGGAGGGUGCCCGAAGGGGAGAGGGCUGAUGAGGGCAACAUAGAGGAUGGCGACGGGGAGGAAGAAGAAGAAGGGAGGACGGUUGGAGUACAAGGAGUGACGUCCACAUCUGCUCAGAUCCGAUGGGACUUGGGUCGUUCGUCUGAGGCUUACGUGGUGUGGAUGUAUCAGAUACAGUACAACUGCACGGCGGACGAAACCCUCAUCUACAGGAUCCUCCCCUCUACCAGUGACCGCUUCAUGUUGAAGAACUUGGUGUCGGGAGUAGAUUACAACUUGUGCGUGUUAGCCAUUUUUGAUGACUCCAUCACGGCGCUGGCGGCGACCAAAGUGCUGGGCUGCGCCUCCUUCUCCACCAAGGACGUUUACCCGGCAUGCAGCUCCCUGCAGGCUCACUUCCUGGGAGGGACGCUCACCAUCUUGGUCGGAGGCGUGGUGGUCGUCACACUCCUCGUGUUUACUGUUGCGCUAAUGGUUCGCCAUCGCGUCUGCAACCACGUCGACCACAUAAUUUGUCACAACAGCAACGCAGAGGCAGGAGUCGGGGUUUGUGGUCAGGGCGGAGGCGUGGUGGCUCGGGACAAAGGAGGGGAAAGAGGUGGGUGCUACCAGUCCAACGGUUCUGGGGACAUGAUGAUGGUGGUCCUACCUAAUGGCCUGCCCUCCAAGAGAACGGAGGACAAGGAAAAGGAGGCGGCUGAUUCCGCUUCGGCUCAUCCGCCGAAAGUCCCCCCGAAGCCCAGAAUCAAGCCUAAGGUCAACCUGGAGCAGUUUCUUUCCGCCGGGGGCGUGGUAUCCACCAUGGCGGGAGCAGGAGGGGAGAUGGCCCUGGUGGUGCGGCAGAGGAAGCUGGACAAGGCCCUGGAGUUUACUUCUGAAAGUGACAGAACUCCGCUCUACUAUUCCCCCUCCAUCUCAUCCACCCUGCCUCGCCAGUCACGCUCCAGGGAAUACCCAAGACCCCGUCUGGAGCGAGAGCUGACCAAUCAUGCCAGCUUCUCCUUGGCAACGCCCCUAAGAGACUCUGACCUGCUGGACUGGAGGAUAACAUCCACCAGCAGGGACAAAUGGAACUCCUCUCAGGCUUAUCAGAGCCCUGUUUCACCUCUUAGCCCCUGUGGGGCCGUCAGCAAGCGGCGACACUCACUGGACAUGGGCUCCUCUGUUGCCCUAGCAACCGAUGCGGCCACAACCGUUGCCAAACGCUACGGCGCUGUCAGCUACGCCAAAAGGCUGAGCGUGAUCUGGACCAGGCGGAGCCAGUCUCUUCAUGGGAUGCUGGUGCAGUGCGCCUCCACCACAAGCACCGCCUCCUCAAACACCAGCGAGGAGGGCGAAAGCGGCGCAGGAUUUGGGGCGCAUUGCGAGUUCCAGCGCGGAUACAUCCACGCUUAUAACACCACCAACUCCAACUCUAACACCGAGGUUGUCGCUGGCAGAGCUAUAAAAGACAGGGCCAGGGACAAAGCAAAGGAUGGACAAAGUGCCGAAGAGCUGGAGGAAAGUGUCGUGUAGAACGUCUGUAGGAGAAGGUUGGAGUGGUCGUAGUUAGGAGAAGAAAUGAAGACUGCAAAUGACAGAUGAAGGAUUGUAGCUAAAUAAGGGGAACAAGAUCACGUUCAAUAACCAAGAAUAGAGAGAUUUGACAAUGAAUAGCCUGAGGGGGGUUAUCCUCAAAGAGAGUCAGACACACAAGCAAAGAUUUUCCGAGUAAAUAGAUAGAGGACGGGAACAAAGCACUAGAUAAGGUUAAAGGGGAACAUUAUCACAAUUUCAGAAUUGUUAAAACCAUUAAAAAUCAGUUCCCAGUGGUUUAUUAUAUUUUUCGAAGUUUUUUUUCAAAAUUUUACCCAUCACGCAAUAUCCCUAAAAAAAGCUUCAAAGUGCCUGAUUUUAACCACCCGUCCAUUUUCCUGUGACGUCACAUAGUGAAGCCAACACAAACAAACAUGGCGGAAAAAUCUGCAAGCUAUAGCGACAUUAGCUCGGAUUCAGACUCGGAUUUCAGCGGCUUAAGCGAUUCAACAGAUUACGCAUGUAUUGAAACGGAUGGUUGUAGUGUGGAGGCAGGUAGCAAAAACGAAAUUGAAGAAGAAACUGAAGCUAUUGAGCCAUAUCGGUUUGAACCGUAUGCAAGCGAAAUCGACGAAAACGACACGACAGCCAGCGACACGAGAGAAAGCGAGGACGAAUUUGGCGAUCGCCUUCUAACCAACUAUUGGUAUGUGUUUGUUUGGCAUUAAAGGAAACUAACAACUAUGAACUAGGUUUACAGCAUAUGAAAUACAUUUGCCAACAACAUGCACUUUGAGAGUGCAGACAGCCCAAUUUUCAUCAAUUAAUAUAUUCUGUAGACAUACCCUCAUCCGCGCUCUUUUCCUGAAAGCUGAUCUGUCCAGUUUUGGAGUUGAUGUCAGCAGGCCAGGGAAGUUAGGGUCGAUAGCUCGCUCGUCUGCGGGAACAAACUGCCGCCAUUGCUUGCCGUGCUAGCGAGGUCCUUUGUCCCUGAAUUGCUCACACACUCCGGCAGAUUCAAUGGGGGUCUGGCGGCAGAUUUCUUUGACUUUAUCGUUGGAAAUGCAUCUGCUUUGAGUGUCGCAGGAUAUCCACACAUUCUUGCCAUCUCUGUCGUAGCAUAGCUUCCGUCGGUAAAGUGUGCGGAACAAACGUCCAAUUUCUUGCCACUUUCGCAUCUUUGGGCCACUGGUGCAACUUGAAUCCGUCCCUGUUCGUGUUGUUACACCCUCCGACAACACAUCGACGAGGCAUGAUGUCUCCAAGGUACGGAAAACAGUCGAAAAAACGGAAAAUAACAGAGCUGUUUUGACCCGGUGUUUGAGAAAAUGGUGGAUUGCUUCCUGAGAGCGAAUAUUAGAAAGGCGUUUAAUUCGCCAAAAUUCACCCAUUUAGAGUUCGGAAAUCGGUUAAAAAAAUAUAUGGUCUUUUUUCUGCAACAUCAAGGUAUAUAUUGACGCUUACAUAGGUCUGGUGAUAAUGUUCCCCUUUAAGAACUCAGCGUGGAUCCCAGCAAAUCCUCAACACUCGUAGAAGCAGCCUCAACCCACACAACAACACCCGGCCUUGCACUGGAUCAAGGACCAUCACCGGCACUGCAGGGAGGACGGCAAACUACAUUUGGAUGUGGCAUCGACUUAGUCAAUGUGUUUUUUUGUUUUUUUUAGUGACUCAGCUAAACGCAAUGAAUGUGACUUCUGUGUGUCCUCUGUGUCUGACCAUGCCUCUGGAUUAUAGGAGCAUAAAUACAGAGCUGGCCGCGAUCAAUCGAAGUGCGCUGGCGGCGCCGCAGUGGAGCACGGACAUUAUUAAACGACACCCGGAUUACAAUGGAGUCGAUAUGGAUUACAAAAUAGUGGAGGUGUGUGAUGGAAAGUUUCCAUGCUGCUUAAUGGUGUGCAUGCGAUGACCGGACCAGGGAGCGGAUGUGUGUGUUUGUGUAGGGUGUUUUCCAGUCGACUGUUCCUGUUACAUAUGUUUUUAAAUGUUUUGGCAAGGCGCUGGGAACAAGGACGAUUCCGUUAAUCAAAGGCUCAAGAGUUGAAAGACAUAAUUAUUUAUUAUUUUUGCAGUUUGGACUGAAAGCAACAAUGUCCACUGAGAUGGUUUUUUUUCUUAGAGUGACUUCAUUCGUGCCACAGGAAUUGUCUUUCUAUCAAACCGUGAAUGUUUUCAGAAAGGAUGCACUAUAAAGAGGACACAGACAUCUUGAGCUAGGUUGGGACUUCAAAGCAUUAAAGUGGGACAACAAAACAAGAUGAUCUCCUAACUCCAAUCAAAAGAGUACAUAUAUAUAGUAUAUAAAUAUACUGUAUAUAUCUACGCAGACUACAAUAAUUGUAUUUGUCGCACUGUGUGUUUCAGUUCUUCAGACUUUUCUGGCAAAGAUGUUAGGCAAAACAACAAAAAAAUAGAGACAAUGUGAUUUAUCAUUUUUCAUUUUGGGGGAAAUGUACAAUUGGUGAUGAGUAGGCAUAAAAUAAAGUUAUAAAGCACACAAAGCACAAACACAAGCCUAUGAAAAUGACGUAUUACAUAAAUAAUGAAACAUUACUGUUGUUCCCUUACUAUUUUUUUUUUUAAAUUUUGCCAAAGUUAAUAUUGUUCUCUUGACAUGAUAUGAAUAAAAAAAUACAUGUAUGUAA
Molecule: messenger RNA, 6069 nt
Organism: Nerophis lumbriciformis (worm pipefish)
Lineage: Eukaryota; Metazoa; Chordata; Actinopteri; Syngnathiformes; Syngnathidae
Product: leucine-rich repeat and fibronectin type-III domain-containing protein 4-like
Molecular function (GO): protein binding
Source: RefSeq, a predicted model, not a curated record